Pochonia chlamydosporia 170 is the source of this 2526-nucleotide messenger RNA. RefSeq names its product RhoGAP and Fes/CIP4 domain-containing protein. NCBI's taxonomy places the organism in Eukaryota, Fungi, Ascomycota, Sordariomycetes, Hypocreales, Clavicipitaceae. Gene Ontology annotation, biological process: cytoskeleton organization; small GTPase-mediated signal transduction. The transcript has 4 exons. Gene Ontology annotation, cellular component: plasma membrane; cytoplasm; cell division site. The record is from RefSeq and is a predicted model, not a curated record. The coding region runs from base 1 to 2526 and encodes 841 amino acids. Gene Ontology annotation, molecular function: GTPase activator activity.
AUGCCGGGUUUCGCAGACUCGUUCUGGUCGAGCGAUUAUGCCGGAGGACUGGGUGUCCUGUUUGGCAAGCUCCAGCAGGGUGUAAUGGAAAAUCGGCAGGUCCUCACCAUUGCCCGUUUGCGCGCCGAAGCCGAAGACACCUAUGGCCAGCGUCUCUCAGACAUUGUGCCCUCCGCAGACAAAGUCAGCGGCGGCUUCUCAAGAGAUGACGGUGCGACUGUACGAAAAGCUUAUGACGGAAUGCGAACCGAGAUGCAAGAAGCUGCACGUAGCCAUCAGCGCAUCGCCCAGAAUAUUCGAGACUUGGUCGUCAACCCAUUUUCCCGCUGGUGCGAUGCACACGAAGCGCGUGUGCAAGAGUCGCAAGACGAGCUACAGGCCCGCGUCAAAGCCCACGAUCGUCAGGCCGAUGCAGUUCGCAAACUGCGGUCAAAUUACUUCAAUAAGUGCCGCCUGGUAGAAGACUUGGAGGAGGAGAACAAGCUCGGAUUUCAAGACCCCGAAACCAGUCCCAAGCCGAACCAGCCCAACAUUCCCGAGAUCAAAGUCCAGCCACUCAAAGAAGAAGACGAAGUCGAGGACGACGAAGUGUACGCAAUCGGUGAUGAUGUUUACCAACCUGAGCAAUUGAAGCAGAUACUCUCGCAAAUGCUUUCCACCAUCAAAAUGGGCGAAACCAAGGUUCCUAUCUUGGGUACGUACUUGAACACUUCAGCUGGUUCUGAUAUUGUCGAGUACCUUCAACGUAACAUGGGAAUCUCGAGUGUAAGCUAUGCCGAGCACAUCGGCCAAGAUCUCAUUGCCAAUGGCUUCCUACGCCUGAUUGGAAACGUGGGCAGCACAUUUGCCAAUAGCUCCAAGAUGUUCUACCAAUGGCGACCAAAGGCUUUUAAAUGUGCUGGAUUGCCCGAGAGAAAACUGAACAGAACCUUUUCGCUCCCCGUCACUGGUUCAGACGCAAGCUCGGAUUCGCCGGUUGUUGGCACUGUCAGCGAGUAUCUCGCCAAUUGGAAUGUGCUCGGGAAUAGGGACCCGAACGAGACUCCGUCAAUGCGUCUGCAACGCGAGGCCCGAGAAGCCGAUGACCGGUACAAAGCCGGUAUUCGCAGGCUUGAUGAGUUGCGGUGUGAGCUGGAAGAAGCUAUUUUCCUUCACCUCAAGUUCCUUGAACGAUGCGAGCUUGAUCGACUAAAGGCCAUCAAAACGGUCGUCCUUGAUUUCUCGGGUACGAUCGGCAAUGUCAUCCCUAGUCUGCAGUCUACUGUAGACAAAAUGGUCUUAUUCCAGGAAACUAUUCAGCCUGCAGGCGACCUGCGAUAUCUGCUGGAGAAUUACCGAACCGGAAGCUUCGUACCAAAAGUAGUCGUGUAUGAGAACUACUACAACCGAGUUGACGAGCAGACUUUUGGUGUUGACCUCGAGGCUCGUGCUAGAGCCGACAAGAAGCGUGUGCCUAUCAUGGUGACGACGAUUUUGACCUAUCUCGACCACCAUUAUCCAGACUUGGAAGGGGACGAGGCUCGUCGCGGAGUUUGGCUCGUCGAUGUCCCUCUGCCUCAAAUCCAUAGACUUCGAGCCAAGGUUAAUGACGGCAAGAGCAUCCCACCAAAUGUCUUCGAUGAGUUCGAUGUGCCCACUGUGGCCGGACUCCUGAAACUGUAUCUAUUGGAACUCCCCGACUCACUGGUCAGCGCUCACGUGUACGAAAUUAUUCGCACCAUCUACACGACACCUACUACAGAUGCCUCUGAAGCAUCUCGUGUUGCGGUCCUCCAGCAGACAUUGUCGCAGCUGCGCCUGACCAAUAUCGCGACCUUGGAUGCCUGUAUGAAUCACUUCACUCGCUUGAUUGAUUUGACCUCGGCAGAUGAGCAAUACGUUGCAUUGUUGGCUUCAUCGCUAGCACCGUGCAUUUUAAGGCCACGAACCGAAACGUCCCUCACGCUGGAAGAGAAGCACGCAUCUCGACUUGUGCGAGACUUGUUUACUCACAAGGACGCCAUUUUCAGUGAACUGAAGCGAAUGUCCACCUUGAGUCAUUCCACCUCUGUUGGCGCCAACCGACCUCGGGCUGUGAGCACGGAUGAGAGUAACCGAAAAGCACUGAUGGAGGAACGAAAUCGGGCUUUGGUAGAAAAGGCUAAUGCCUCACGAAGUCGGGCAACCAGCCCGGCUCCCGGACCUCGUGGCCAUCGCCGUGACAGGAGUAGCGGAGGGCCAGAAACUCGAUUCCCAAUCCAGACAAGUCCAACAACCGACCGAAAUCGCACCAGCCUGGUAGGCAUUGAGGGCCGCUUAAAGCGAGCGUCCCUGGAUGUCCCUGGAAGCGAUGGCCCAGCCGUAGGCGAUGCAGUCAACGGCUCACCGCAGAGCAAAGGCACCGACAGUGAUGGCAACGAUAAGCGUGACAGCGGCAGUCGCAUCGGAACCAAGUUUGUUGCUGGCAAGAGAGUGCCAAGCACACCUCCCCAGGAAGGCACACCCCCAAGAGGAGUAACGCUUGAGGAUAAACCCAUGGAUGAUUAG